AUGGAAAGAUCAUCACUUUCUUCUUCUACUAAAAGAAGAGGUAUAAAGAAAAGAGUAGUUGAAAUUCCAAUGAAGGAUGUGGAAGGGACUAAUACUCCACCGUCCGAUUCAUGGGCUUGGAGAAAGUACGGUCAGAAACCCAUCAAAGGCUCACCUUAUCCGAGAGGAUACUAUAGAUGUAGCAGUUCAAAGAAUUGUCCGGCGAGAAAACAAGUGGAAAGGAACCAUAUGGACCCCACCGUGCUUCUUGUAACAUACACUUCAGAUCACAACCACGCCGUGCCGCCACCUAGAAGCUACCGUAAUACAAGCAACGCCGCUGCAUCGAACAAAGACUCUGAAUCAGAGCAGGAGGCUGAACCUGAAACCGAGGAGAGAUUUGCGGAUCUUGGAGAGGUGUCGUUGAUCGCUACCGCGGAUGAGUUAGGAGGAUGGUUGGGGGAAGCGUCGCCGGGGGUUUUGGAGUGUCCGGUUUUCUCGGAGCAGGAAGUGUCGAUGUUGGGGGAAGAGGAGAUGUCGCUGUUUGCGGAUCUGGGAGAGUUGCCGGAGUGUUCGGCGGUGUUUUGGAGAGGGAGGAGUAGUGCCGGCGAUGUGAGUGUGGGUCCACUAGUGGAGGCAAAUUGCUCGUUGUGA
Messenger RNA from Lathyrus sativus (Indian pea), 633 nucleotides. The record is from the annotation of a GenBank genome assembly. NCBI's taxonomy places the organism in Eukaryota, Viridiplantae, Streptophyta, Magnoliopsida, Fabales, Fabaceae.